AUGUAUCUUAGCAUAACUCUGCAUGCAUUUAGUUCUGUGCUCGAGAGACAUACGCUUUGCCGGCAGCGGGACGGAAGGAAGGCUACGGCGUGGUGUGGGCGCUCACAGCGCUCACAGCUCUACCUAAUACCACGACGGCUGCGGCACAUCCAGUCUAGUCCCUCUACGACACCACCACUCCUUCAUCGUAUUGCGUACAUGGUUCUCAAGGCGGCGUAUGCGUUAGCAACCUAUGUUUUACCAACAGGAUACUACUGGCACGCAGCCAUCGGCAUCACCUCACUUGUCGUGACCUAUGCGUUUGCCCAAGGAAAGACGACGGACAGGGAGCGAGACCUCCAUGCACGGACAAUCCUCGUAACCGGAGCUUUCACGCCGCUUGGGCUAACUACCAUCUCUGGCCUCGCGUCACGAGGCGCGAAUAUCAUUGCCAUCUCACCAUAUCCUCUUGAUCAUCCCUUCAACACGCUUAUCAUCCCGGCACUGCGCACGACGGCGAAGAAUGAGAACAUAUUCGCGGAGCAUGCAGACCUAUCAUCACCCGUUUCCAUUCGCGAGUUCUGCACCAAGUUCCUAACGGAAGGCGACCAACGGCUAGACGCUAUCGUUUUUGCACACGAGUACUAUGGAAUUGGGUCGCUCUUUGCAUCCAAGCCGUCGCACGAGAAGAAGCGGGAAGCUGCUUCGUUGGCGACGUUCUUGAUAGUCACGCUACUCCUCCCUGCGUUCCUUGUGGCACCCGUAGAACGCGACAUCCGCAUCGUCAGCGUCGUCAACCCGUAUUAUGCUGCAGCGGUGCCCUCGUUCAGCUCCGACCUGAUAGCCUCUAUGACUCCAGGAGAAUCGCCGAAGAAGCGUUCCCUGUUCUUGGCAGAAGGUCAUCGUGCGCUGCGUACAAUCGUUCUGACGCGCCACCUCCAGAGGAUAUUGAAUGCCCUUCCGAAUCGCGCGCCUUCGCUUGACUUGAAGACACCAGGGGGUGUACCAGUAGAGUCCCAAUCCUCUGCCGGUGGUAGCACAGCCAAAGAAUCAAAUGCCGGCGCCGAAGACAAGAGCAAAUCCAAGUUCCCGUCGAACAUUGUUGCCGUCACUGUCGCUCCCGGUAUGAGUCGCACGGAGACGAUUCGUAUCGCAAUGGGAGCGGACAAGACUGUGGAUCCUGAUGGUUAUUCGACCUUUGGCUUCAUUUUGUUUAUUCUAUGCUUACCGGAGAUCUGGAUCUUUGCAAAGUCGUCGAACAUGGCAGUGCAGAUAGUACUCCACGCGCUGUUCUUGCCGACACCGUUCAAGAGGGCUUUGGCUCACCUCGCUGCGGCAACUGCUACUGCCGCUAAGACAUCCUCGGAAAUCGAUGAGACUCAGGGUGCAGAGAAGACUCCAAGCUUAAUUCCAAACACCCUCACCGAGAUUCUCAAACCCGGAGCCCUUUAUCGCGAAUGCUCUGUUGUGACACUCCGCCUCCCGUCCCUUCCCCCGGCCGCUGAACAGUCAUCGGAGGAGGCAAAGGAUGGUGAGAAGGCCGCAAAAACGAAGAAGACCCAACAGAAGAAGGGUAAGGACGAGACGAACUUGCAGGAUGGAGAGCUCGAUAUCGAGGAUGAUGGUGAGUAUGGUGGAGAGAAGGUUGGCAGGCUUGCUUGGGAGUGGUUUGAGACACACCUCAAGACUUGGGAGGCUAGCGAGGAGAAGCCGAAGAAGCUUGCCACACCACAAGGGAGCAAAGAUUAGCUGUCUCGUAUCUACACUCCUGAAUAGCCACGUACCACACCGUCAAUCUAGCUCUUUCC
Phanerochaete carnosa HHB-10118-sp is the source of this 1787-nucleotide messenger RNA. RefSeq lists its product as uncharacterized. The record is from RefSeq and is a predicted model, not a curated record. NCBI's taxonomy places the organism in Eukaryota, Fungi, Basidiomycota, Agaricomycetes, Polyporales, Phanerochaetaceae. The transcript has 5 exons. Bases 1 to 1728 code for a protein of 575 amino acids.